AUGAGGCUGCUGUGCAUCGGGCUGGUCGCCCUUGCCUUGGCUGUUGGCGCAAAGGACGCCUCGGCGGAAAAGACGGUCACUGACAAGGUGACGGAAGCCCCUGCAACCACUACAGUAAUCCCGGAAGCUACAGAGGGAACUACGGCGGAAACCGCGAAAUCGACGGAAACGCCAGUAGUGGAUGGAGGAGAAGCCGAGGCCACCACAGCUGACAACUCUAAAGGAGAUGAGAAGGCGCUGAAGAAGCUGUCGCGAGCCAAGCGACAGUGCUGUUUUGCCGCCCAGAAUAACUGCUGCGCCCCGCAGAGCAAUCAGUGCAAUUGUCAGGCGCUGCAAAUUCAGGUGCAACAAUGCGACUGCGCGAAUAUGCUGCAACAGCAAUGCGGCUGCCAGGUCCAGUCUUCCGGCUGCAACUGCCCGGCCCUUCAGGCUCAAUAUUCGAGCUGCGGCUGUGGAGCGCUUACCUAUCAGGUCUCCUGCUCGCAAUGCCAGUCCCAGCCGACGUGUGCCCCUCAAUGUAUGCCGGCCUGCGCCCCCAGCUGUACACAGCAGCAGCAACCGAUCAUCAUCGUCCAGGCCCCACAACAGCAAUGUGCCCAGCAAUGCAUGCCCGCCUGCCAACCGCAAUGCGUUCAACAGUCAUGCGCACCCGCUUGCCAGCCAAUGUGUGCCCCAUCAUGUGUCAACCAGCAGCAGCAACAAAUUAUCAUCGUCCAGGCCCCACAACAGCAAUGUGCCCAGCAAUGCAUGCCCGCCUGCCAGCCGCAAUGUGUCCAACAGGCUUGCGCCCCGGCGUGCCAGCCAAUGUGCCAGCCGACGUGCGUGAACCAGCAGCAGCAACAGGUCAUCAUCGUCCAGCAACAACCGCAGCAGCAGCAGUGUGCCCCGUCCUGCAUGCCCGCCUGUCUGCCCCAGUGCACCAGCGGCUGCAACUCGAACAACUGCAACAACAACAACGACCAGCAGAUUAUCAUCGUUCAGCAACAACCCCAGCAGCAACAAUGUGCCCAGCAAUGCAUGCCCGCCUGCCAGCCGCAAUGCGUUCAACAGGCCUGUGCCCCGGCUUGUCAGCCAAUGUGCGACAACUCGUGCGUCUCCCAGCAACAGGCACAGAUCGUUGUUGUUCAGCAACCGGCUCAGCAGCAGCAAUGCGUUCAGUCUUGUAUGCCCUCGUGCUCCUCCAGCUGCGUCUCCCAGGCUUGCGCCCCGGCCUGCCAGCCAAUGUGUGACAACUCGUGCGUCUCGCAGCAACAGGCGCAGAUCGUCGUCGUCCAGCAACAACCGUCCUCGUCAUCUUGCCCCUCUUCAUGCCAGCCCCAAUGCACACAGCAAUGCGUCCAGCAGCAACAAAUCUGCGUGGCCGCCUGCGAGCCGUCUUGCCAAUCGUCGUGCAACCAGAAUGCCCAGUGCGUUCAGGCUUGUCUGCCAUCGUGCGAGUCGUCGUGUGUUCAGCAGUCUCAGCCCGUUGUCGUUGUGCAGCAGAAUCAGAAUAACUGCCCGUCCGCCUGCCAGCCACAGUGCACCAGCCAAUGCCAACAACAGUACACAAUUUGCUCUUCCGCCUGCCAGCCAUCUUGCCAAUCGUCGUGCGGUGGAAAUAGCCAAUGUGUCCAGGCCUGUGUCCCAUCUUGCGAGAAUUCCUGCGUCCAGCAGCAGCAGCCACAGGUGAUCGUCGUGCAACAACAGCAGCAGCAGCAGCAACAGUGCGUGCCCGCCUGCCAGCCCCAGUGUACGCCCCAGUGCAAUCAACAGCAGCAAAUCUGCGUGCAAGCCUGCCAGCCGUCUUGCCAGUCGUCGUGCGGGAGCAACACGCAAUGUACACAGACUUGCCAGGCCUCUUGCGCCCAAUCGUGCGCCACGCAACAAGUUGUCGUCGUUCAGCAACAACCCCAGUGCGGCCAAUCCUGCCAGCCGCAACAAGUGAUGCAAUGCGUGCCGCAGUGCCAGCCAGCCUGCCAACCAUCUUGCGUUAAUCAGCAACAGGUGUACGCCCAGCCGGCGGCGAUCCAGCUGUGCAGCGGCGGCGGAGGGGGCGGCUGCAGCUGCCAGCCGGGAUACGCGCAGUGUAUGCAGGGAGUGUGCUGCUUGCGGAAACGCCAUCGUCUCGCCAAGCAGAAGCUCGUCGUC
This is a messenger RNA of Mesorhabditis spiculigera, 2127 nucleotides long. The record is from the annotation of a GenBank genome assembly. Lineage: Eukaryota; Metazoa; Nematoda; Chromadorea; Rhabditida; Rhabditidae.